Molecule: messenger RNA, 1566 nt
Organism: Penicillium brevicompactum
Lineage: Eukaryota; Fungi; Ascomycota; Eurotiomycetes; Eurotiales; Aspergillaceae
Product: endo-beta-1,2-glucanase
Exons: 8
Coding region: 1-1566 (521 amino acids)
Source: RefSeq, a predicted model, not a curated record
AUGCGCUCCAAUAGGAUUCUCACCAAGAUUUUGACUUUGAGCUCCUUGGUUAAAGCUCUGCCUUCGUCCGGGAACACUAAAGAAUCUUCAUGCCGCUUCGCGCAUCAACAUUCUCAAAACGAGAUCCUCCGUGACCCCACUGCGUUUGUGAACGACCUAUUGUACUGGGAGGGCAAGUUCCAUCAGAACAACAUCUCAUGCAACAGCAACAAUGGUAUCACCUAUGAUGGAACAAACAUUGACUGGGUGAAUGGCGAAGCAACGGUGAAGCACUCAACCAGUGCCGCUAGUAAAGAGUCCCUUCAAAUUAUGCUCUAUACUCAUGCCAUUGCUGGGUCCCCAGAGGCUGCACGGUAUCUUUCCCCGGGAAGCCCAGAAGCAGCUCCAGGAAUGGUUGCCUCUAUCAUGCAGACAAAGUUGCAGACCUAUCUCAGGUUUAAUGAGACUUACCCUGGCUUUGGUGGUUUCUUGCCUUGGAUUCUGGCCGAUGGUCAAGAUCUGACCCCAACACCGGACUGGACUGAUCGUGUGCCCGGUCUUGAUAAUGGAGAGCUUAUUUGGGCUGUAUAUGGAUUCAUUCAAGCUCUUGAGAACACAGGCAACAAAUCAUAUCUUGAUCUUGCCCGGGAAUGGCAAAGCUGGUUGGAUUAUACCAAGACAACUGCUGCUGAGAUUUUCUAUUUUGGAAACGGUAAAGUGUGUGCUGUCGUGGCCAUGGCAGAUCAGUCUCUCCCAGUCAAUCAUCAAGAUCAGUCAUAUCAAUGCGAGAAUAAUAUCUUGCUAGAUGACCCUUUCGAGGGCGAGAUCUUCACAUUCUGGCUUCAAUUCUUCGGCAAUUUGACAGAUGCAGACAAGAAGGCUUUGUGGGAAGUGAAAAGACCCCAGUUAGUGAGCGUGGAUUAUCAACUGGGUGAAUAUGGACCUAUCACAGUGCAAAAGGGAUACUGGUUCUCAAGCCACGAGACCUGGAAAGCUUUGCAAAUGCCCUACUACGACAUCGACAUUGUCAGUCGGUUAUUCAAGAACGCCGAACGAGUUCGAACUUGUAACUCGGUCGCCACAAAAGUGCCCGGCAUGUUCGCCUCAAUCAACAACAUUACCGACCCUUCAACCGGCGAAGUAACAGGCUAUGUCUCCAACGCCGGCAUCCCCUCCAUUUCAAACCAGACCGUACAAGAGCUGGACGUCAUCACGCCGUAUAGUGUCUUUCCAACAGUGCUCUUGGACAAGGCUGUUGGACUAGCUUGGUGGAGGAAUAUGGCCAUUGCCAAAAAGAUGCAGAGUAUUUAUGGCAGUACCGAAUCUACGCGUGUUGAUGGGACUGGUGUUUCAGCGCUUGUCACAUGGGACAGCAAAGUCACCACCGUGGUUGCGAUCCUGGGUGGUGUUUCUGAUAUUGUUCGUCAGAAGAUGAGGGCGGAUGGCAUCUAUGCUGAGUUCGUGGAUACUAUUGAGGCUGAGUACACGCGAGUCUUCACGCAUCUCCGUGGGGAAGAUGUCGAUCUUUGUCUUCCGCAAGACACCGUGCCUGAUGCCGGGCUAGUGGAUUUCACCUCGUGCAACUAG